AUAUAAAUUGGUGAAACUAUAUCGCGUAGGCUUCGAUCUUCGACUUUACGACGCUAGGAGAAAGAGACGGGAGCGAUGGCCGCAACUGCAGCUGUUUCACCGCCAUGCGCCCUCGUACCUUGCCAAGGACUUCGUGGAGCUCUGGUUUCAACCCGUAACUUCCAUGCCACAAAGAACCAGAGACAACGUGGAAGGGCUGUUGCUGCUCCAAUUUCUGCUAAAUUUGACCUGAAGCCUCCACCUUAUCCGCUGGAUGCUCUGGAGCCACACAUGAGCCAGGACACGAUCUCAUAUCAUUGGGGAAAGCACCACCGGGGAUAUGUUGAAAAUCUAAACAUGCAAAUAGUCGGGACUGACCUAGACGGGAUGUCAUUGGAGGACAUUAUCAUUCUUUCAUACAACAAGGGUGACAUUCUUCCUGCUUUCAAUAAUGCCGCACAGAUAUGGAAUCAUGACUUCUUUUGGGAAUCAAUGGUACCAAAUGGUGGAGGAAAGCCAUCUGGUGACCUUCUAGGACUGAUUGAGAGAGAUUUUGGUUCUUUUGAAAAUUUUAGUGUGAAAUUCAGGUCAGCUGCAUCUACACAAUUUGGCUCAGGUUGGGUGUGGCUUGCAUACAAAGCAAAUAGGCUCAAUGUCGGUAAUGCUUCUAAUCCACGCCCUUCCGAUGAGGACAAGAAGCUAGUGGUGGUGAAGAGUCCCAAUGCUGUGAAUCCCCUUGUCUGGGAUUAUUUGCCUGUUCUAACUAUUGAUGUCUGGGAGGGGCCUAAGUGCAUCAGUUUCAUCUUUUCACAGAGUCGUCGAGCUGAUUACGUAUCAAUGUUCAUGGAGAAGCUAGUGUCAUGGGAAACUGUGAGUGCCAGACUAGAGAUGGCAAAGGCUCAAGUUGCUGAAAGAGAACGGGAGGAGGAGAAGAGGAAAUAUGGGGAAGACAAUGUAAACUCCAGCAAUGAAGCUGUUGAGAUGUAUCUGGAUAGCAACAUCGAGGAUCCAGCGGAAUGACGCCAUGUUAUCGUUUUGGCUGCAAUUGUAUCAUUAUGGUCAUCAAUCGCUUGCAGAUUGGGAAGAAAAUAGAUCAGUCUGAGCAAGCAGAGGGCCCCUAGAUAUAUCAGAAUCAGCCUGUAUGGAUACCUUGUGCCCACCUUGAAACCUCGCAAGAGAAGCACAGAGACGAUAAGCCUGCAAGGCGCUCGUGAAGGUUGACGUGGAUUGGUUUUGUUCUCUUUGAGAUCCGAAGAUGGAAAAUGCCCAACAGCACUUGAUUUUGAAUGUUCCUAUGGGAGUUGUGACAAGCCUAGGCUAAACUGUAUGACUGUUCAUCUUACCAGUUCCGAUUGUUACACGGGUUAAUAACUGUUGCACUCGACCAUUUGUUCAAGAUGCUGCUAUUAGGAAUCACGUUUUAAG
Molecule: messenger RNA, 1404 nt
Organism: Rhodamnia argentea
Lineage: Eukaryota; Viridiplantae; Streptophyta; Magnoliopsida; Myrtales; Myrtaceae
Product: superoxide dismutase [Fe], chloroplastic
Exons: 8
Coding region: 76-999 (307 amino acids)
Biological process (GO): superoxide metabolic process
Cellular component (GO): chloroplast nucleoid
Molecular function (GO): superoxide dismutase activity; metal ion binding
Source: RefSeq, a predicted model, not a curated record